Messenger RNA from Rosa rugosa (rugosa rose), 1941 nucleotides. Its product is annotated as fasciclin-like arabinogalactan protein 16. The transcript is spliced from 2 exons. Lineage: Eukaryota; Viridiplantae; Streptophyta; Magnoliopsida; Rosales; Rosaceae. The coding region runs from base 186 to 1580 and encodes 464 amino acids. The record is from RefSeq and is a predicted model, not a curated record.
UCUCUUCAGACUCUUCUUCUUCUUCUCCUUCUCUCUAAUCUCUCUCUCUUCAGACUCUGCGUGUUCAUACCAAAAGCUUCUCCCAGUUUUCUCCCACCAAACACCCACAAGCCCACUACAUAACACAUAACCCAUCGACCCCCAUUUUCACUAAUUUUGACUCGUACUUCUCUCUCUACAGCGCCAUGGACUCUCACAUCUAUGGUCGCUCCUCCCUCUCCUUCUUCUUCGUCGUCUUCCUCACUCUCUUCUCACUCUCCUCCGCCGUCUCCGCCGCCGCAUUGCCUCGCAACCCAAAACCCUUAUCCCCCAAAUCCAACUCCUCCGCCCAGAUAAACUCCAACUCCGUCCUCGUCGCCCUCCUCGACUCGCAUUACACCGAGCUCGCCGAGCUCGUCGAGAAGGCCCUGCUUCUCCAGACCCUCGAGGAAGCAGUAGGCCAGCACAACAUAACCAUCUUCGCGCCCAGAAAUGAGGCCUUGGAGCGCCAAUUGGACCCCGAAUUCAAGCGCUUCUUGCUCGAACCCGGUAACUUGAAGUCCCUCCAGACCCUCCUCAUGUUCCACAUUAUCCCCAGCCGUAUCGGGUCCACUCAGUGGCCCAAGGAUUCCGGGUCGGGUCGCCACCGCACCCUCUGUAAAAACGAGCAUCUCCACCUCUCCAGCAAAGACUCCGGCAACAAAAAGGCGGUGGAUUCUGCGGAGGUUGUCCGACCCGACGACGUGAUCCGACCCGACGGUCUCAUCCACGGAAUCGAAAGAGUCCUAAUUCCUCGCUCAGUUCAAGAAGACUUCAACCGGAGAAGAAGUUUACGGUCGAUUUCCGCUGUUAUACCCGAGGGUGCCCCGGAAGUGGAUCCGAGAACCCACCGGCUGAAGAAACCCGCACCGGCAGUACCCGCCGGAGCCCCACCGGUUCUGCCCAUUUACGACGCUUUGGCGCCGGGUCCUUCUCUAGCUCCGGCUCCGGCACCCGGACCCGGCGGUCCCCGCCACCACUUCGACGGCAUGAGCCAGGUUAAAGACUUCAUCCACACACUUUUGCAUUACGGCGGGUACAACGAAAUGGCCGAUAUCUUGGUAAACCUGACCUCGUUGGCGACGGAGAUGGGCCGGUUAGUCUCAGAGGGUUACGUUCUGACGGUUUUGGCGCCAAAUGAUGAGGCGAUGGCGAAGCUGACGACGGACCAAUUGAGCGAACCGGGUGCGCCGGAGCAGAUUGUUUACUAUCAUAUCAUACCGGAAUACCAAACGGAGGAGAGUAUGUACAAUUCCGUCAGGAGAUUCGGGAAGGUGCAAUACGAUACGCUGAGGCUGCCGCACAGGGUUGUGGCCCAGGAGGCUGAUGGGUCGGUGAAAUUCGGGUCGGGCGAUGUGUCGGCGUAUCUUUUCGACCCGGAUAUCUAUACGGAUGGUCGGAUUUCGGUGCAAGGUAUUGAUGAGGUUCUGUUUCCGGUUGAAGAAGAGAAGAAAGCAACUCCGGUUGUUAAGGCCGCUGCUGCUAAGCCCAGAAGAGGGAAGUUGAUGGAAGUAGCUUGUAGUAUGCUUGGAACUCUUGGGCACUUCAGUACAUGUCAAUGAAGAAGAUAUAUGGGAUGCUCUCUCAGUCAGUCUCUUACUUGAGCCCCCCAAAAAGAAAUUACGGAAAAAAAAAUAUGUGUUCAUGUAAACAGUUAAUGAUAAAAUGGUAAAUACAUGGGUUCUCUCCUCCUCCUAUGUUCAUUGUAAUUUGUUCGUUUUUUGAAAAAACAUGAUUCCACUUUGGGUAAACAGAGAGUUUUUGUCACACAAUGCAGUGUAGGAUGAUGGGGUUGAUGCAUAAUACAGUGAAUUAAUGGAUGUAUAAAACAGAGGAAAUUCCAUCCAUUGUUUUGCUAUGAAAUCUGUAAUUACAUACGAUUUCUUUUCUUAAUUAUUUUAUUGGUUGGGUUUGCUUGCUCUC